ACUCGUGUUAUAACAACUGUUGCUGAUCUAUACGGUUCUAUAUUGAUCUUCGACCGAACGAAUUUUUCGCGGUUUUACCCAAAUUAUAAAAUAUAGUAGUCUUUCAUUCGAGACAGGAGUGCCCACAUUAAGUUGCAAAGUGAAAUUUGUGACGUAAUUGUUGAGUUAAAACUUCCUCCUCGCCAGUCAAUAAACGGCACGAUAGUUUGUACAGUUGCAGUUUAGAAUGAAGCAUUGGUUGCUUUUCGUUGUUUCUUUUUGUUUGGUUGUGAUAUGCAAAGAUCAUGUUACCUGGCAACAACUUGGUACGAACGAGUAUUAUAUAUAUACUGGUGUGGGGGUUAACUAUUCAGCUGCAGUUAAUGCGUGUACCUCUAUGGGCGCUACACUUGCUCGCAUUAAAACUAAACAAGUUCAAGAUUUUCUGAUAAAGAAGUUAAAAAUGUUGAAUCCAGCUUCGGGCUAUUAUUACAUUGGGUUGAAACGAAUCGAUUCAAGUUCAACAGGAUUCCAGUGGAAUGAUGGGACGAUGAUGACGUCAGGUUAUACGACUUGGGCUCCUGGUCAACCAGAUUAUAGUGGUGGGAUUGAAAAUUGCGUCGAGCUGUAUUAUGUAAUAGGUCAUUCAUGGCAUGGCAAAUGGAACGAUCUAACUUGUUCAGUGAAUAAGCGAUACAUAUGUGAACGUAGAUUAGAAAAAGACACAACGACCCAACAACAAACAACAACAGACACACAGAGGGCCUUCACAACAACAACAAACAACGAUCCACUAGAACAGAUGAAGACAUGUGAAUUCUCAACAAUCCACGUCGUCAUGUCUUCAUUAGGAAGUAUUGUUGGAACGAGUGUCGUAUUUAUUAUUGGAAUCUGGGUUGCUAAAAUUAAGUUUUAAGAUAUCGCGAUGAAAAGUAAUUAAACUUCUGUUUUUGAAACCAUGACGUCAUUGCACCCCCACCCCCACAACAAGAGCUGCAUCUUGAACCGAUAUACGUCACGACAUUAACGAUGGUUACUUCACAUUUGAACCGAAACAAUAGGCGAUUGUGACGUGCCGAAACACGUGAUGCCAACGAAUAACGUAACGUAUCUGACUUUAUCUGUUUUCUUUAUAAAAGUUAAACUAUAUCUAUGGUUAAACGAGGAACUUCUCUUCUUUUUAGACCACAUGCUACCGAUGUCAUUUAGCUUUUUCUCACAUCACCCCGACUACCCAACUAUCUGUCCUUUAUACGAAGUGUUUUUAAAUCCCCGGCGCAGUAAAAACAAGCUACAGUGUGCGACUUAAAAAGGAGGUCCUUACUAUCAUAAGAAUUGUUAAACUCAUACGCCGGGAAUAUUUGUUCAUAAAACAACCAAUGAUCGCAAUGUUUGUCAACUUCAUUCAUUUAUAGUUAAAGCAAUGAUCAUGUACUUUUACGCUGCUGUAUGUAAAUACCAUUGUAAAUGGAUAACAUUAAAAUAAAAUACGAACGCUAUUUA
This is a messenger RNA of Ciona intestinalis (vase tunicate), 1482 nucleotides long. The record is from RefSeq and is a predicted model, not a curated record. Lineage: Eukaryota; Metazoa; Chordata; Ascidiacea; Phlebobranchia; Cionidae.